This is a messenger RNA of Trachemys scripta elegans, 1886 nucleotides long. RefSeq names its product ALG1 chitobiosyldiphosphodolichol beta-mannosyltransferase (gene ALG1). Gene Ontology annotation, molecular function: mannosyltransferase activity. NCBI's taxonomy places the organism in Eukaryota, Metazoa, Chordata, Testudines, Emydidae. Gene Ontology annotation, cellular component: endoplasmic reticulum. The transcript has 14 exons. The record is from RefSeq and is a predicted model, not a curated record. The coding region runs from base 737 to 1780 and encodes 347 amino acids.
ACCCUGUGGUGGCUCAUCACUGCGUGAGACCCGAUCCACUUCUCGCACACACCCACCUCUCCUGGCCCCGCCACUCACCCCAGGCAUGGCUAUGGUCUCAUCAUUCUGGAUUUCCUAAGUGAAACACCUAGGGACACUUUCAGUCCCAGGAGCUGCAUUGAACCAUGCCCAGGGGUUCGGAGCCCACCUCUAAGCUGGGCCCAAUGGGGGCCAGCGUAGAUGCCCACAUAUUUAAUAUCAAGGCACCUAACAGCAGCUACCUGUCCCUGAUUAGCCUUGCUCCAUACUAAGAUUCAUGCCCUUGCCCCAACCUGGGGGCAGCCUACCAGGGUGGCAGUUGCCAGCCUUAUACUCCAAACCUAAGCGCUUUUCAGAUACUCACAGGGACAUUUCUCAGCGUGCUGUGUCAUUGUGACCCAAGCAUCCAAGUGUUCCCUGGGCGGGGUGAUUAUUGGUCCCAACAUGAGUGUUGAUCGCUGCUGCCUUCACUCAGAUCAAAGUGCCGCCAGCUGUGUAUGCUCAUCUUAGUAUUCUAGAUGUUCUUUACUUUGAACUGGAUCAAUAACUUUAGGAAUGUGUUUCAUAUUAAAAUGGCACAAAGCCACAUAGUGACAUUUUGUGCAAUGAAAAGAUACACAUUGUAUCUAUUUCAGAACUUAAAGCAUUGCAAGUUGGUCCUAAGAUUUUCCAGUAUAUUACAAAAGUUAUUGCACAGGCAAUACAACUGUUCUAUACAAUGCUGAAGAUAGAUCGGCCAUCUUAUAUUCUUCUUCAGAAUCCUCCAGGCCUGCCUAGUAUAGCUGUUACCUGGAUGAUUUGCCUUGUACGAAGAAGCAAACUGAUCAUUGAUUGGCACAACUAUGGUUAUACUAUAAUGAGUCUGAUCCAUGGAAAAAAUCACCCUAUAGUACAAAUUGCAAAGUGGUAUGAAAAGCUUUUUGGACGUCUAUCUGACUACAACUUUUGUGUGACUAAUGCAAUGAAAGAAGAUCUGCAAAUGAAUUGUAAUAUCAAAGCAAUAAUCCUCUAUGACAAGCCAGCUUCUUUUUUUAAGGAAACACCAUUAGAACUCCAGCAUAAAUUGUACAUGAAACUUGCCAAAGACUAUGCUCCAUUUAAAAGAGGAACAGACUCCAUAUAUCCAGAAGUUGAGAAAUCUGCAUUUACAGAACUAGACAUCAGAAAUGGAAAAGUGACACAAGUCAAAGAAAGACCAGCUCUUCUAAUUAGCAGCACCAGCUGGACAGAGGAUGAAGAUUUUUCUGUUCUUUUAAAAGCUUUAGAAGAUUAUGAAGAGUAUGUCAAUGAUGGAAUCAAGCUUCCUUCUUUAGUAUGUGUGAUAACAGGUAAAGGGCCUCUAAAAAAGCACUACAACAGACUGAUAGACAAAAUGCACUUUAAACACAUCCAGAUCUGUACACCGUGGCUAGAAGCUGAGGAUUACCCUGUUCUACUUGGCUCCGCAGAUCUGGGUGUCUGUCUCCACAAAUCAUCUAGUGGUUUGGAUCUGCCUAUGAAGGUGGUGGAUAUGUUUGGCUGUUGUUUACCUGUAUGUGCAGUACAUUUCCAGUGUUUACAUGAACUUGUGAAACAUGAUGAAAAUGGCUUGAUAUUUAGGGACUCGAAUGAACUUGCAGAACAGCUGAAGAUGCUCUUAUUGGAAUUUCCUACAAGUGAAAAUAAACUUUAUAUGUUCAGAAGAAAUCUUCGGGCAUCCAAACAGCUGCGGUGGGAUGAGAGCUGGGAACAAACUGUGCUUCCUGUGUUUAGGAACAAUUAAUGAUUUCCAAAAAAUGGACAAAAGAAUUUGCACAUAUGAUUUUCACAUUCCCAAGUUUGGUUAUACAUGAUGGAAAUGGUGAAUAAAACCUUUAUAUUUGGUCUUA